This is a messenger RNA of Aspergillus melleus, 1019 nucleotides long. RefSeq lists its product as uncharacterized. The record is from RefSeq and is a predicted model, not a curated record. NCBI's taxonomy places the organism in Eukaryota, Fungi, Ascomycota, Eurotiomycetes, Eurotiales, Aspergillaceae. The transcript has a single exon. The coding region runs from base 1 to 828 and encodes 275 amino acids.
AUGGACCUACCAGACGAGGAUGAGGAGAUCUACCUUGAAUUCGGCCCCGACCUGCAUCAUCGGCUCGACCAGACCAUCGAAUGGAACGUCCUACAUUAUAAAGGCUCGCGGCGCUUUCGCAGCAGACGUCACACCAAGAUCUGCAUCCAGGCAAUGGACCCCAAAGAUCUAGAGCACCUUGAAUCAUUCAUCAACAUGCAUUUGAGGCUCGACUUGGAGGUCCAGCGCCUUGCAGCCUUCAUCCACAGGCGGCGCACUAUGGAGGCGUCCAUCAACAAAUACUCGAAGAGUCAGCUUCUCAAAGACGAAGUGAAAGCCGAGGUCGACGUCGUUCAAAAGCGAUUGAGAAACCUGGAGAUUGAAACACAACCUGCGCGCGAAGUCAUCUACAACACGUCCUGCUCGAUAUUUCUCAGCCUCGCAGAGUUCCCUGCUGGAAGGCUUAAAGAGCGCCUGGAGGAGCCUCACGCCGACAACAACUGGGUCUCUUUGCACUGCAAGGAAAGAGGCGGAUGUUGUGCAUAUGAUUGCGAAUGCUGCUCAAAGCCCAGAGAGGGUCUCGAUAUCAAAGGAGUUGGACACUGUACCUCGGCCUGCUUUUGUUGCGAGGAGAGACGAGGAACUCAUAUUGAUACCUCGAAUGGCGAUCCACAUGGAUUGGUAAUGAAGAUCGCCAAUCUGGGUGGUAGUAGGGAGUGUCUUGGUCUGAUGGACGUUUUCAUCGGCGCGGUCAAGAUUUCUCGCGCGCCUCCCGAAAAGCCAAAAUCCAGUCAAUGGUGGAUGGCUGGGUAUGAUUCGCGGGGGUUUAUGAGGAAGCACUUUCCCUAAUUUAGUCUUUCGUUGUUCGAGGUACGUAGAUCUCAAUCUCCGUGAUGUCAAGGCGGGAAAAGUCGUUACGACGGAGUGGCUUGCUGAAAUGAAGUUAUCUGAUGAAUCAAACACAAUGCAACCUGACCGUUUGAUGAACAAAUAAGAUUACUGAGAACAAGUUCGAUGGUUAGUGUGACUCAUGCUUUAAG